ACCUAUCAUUAUCGACAGAUUACUUUUGCCGCUUCCAGAGUUCAAAACAAACAAAAAUGCUAUUUUAUUCUUUCUUUAAAUCGCUUGUCGGCAAAGAUGUAGUGGUUGAACUUAAGAAUGAUCUCAGUAUAUGCGGUACUUUGCAUUCUGUUGAUCAGUAUUUAAAUAUUAAAUUGUCCGAUAUUAGUGUCAUCGACCCAGACAAGUAUCCACACAUGUUAUCAGUGAAAAACUGUUUUAUUCGUGGUUCCGUGGUCCGUUAUGUUCAACUGCCUGCUGAUGAAGUGGAUACUCAACUUCUUCAAGAUGCGGCAAGGAAGGAAGCCACGGUUUCUACUAGAUAGACCUAACCUCACAAUCCCGAUUUCGUAAACAAGUGUCUUUCUUGGCAGUAUAAGACUAUGUACAUAUAUUUAAAUGUAAGUCUCACUAAUAAAGGGUUUUUUAAUAAAUUA
Messenger RNA from Danaus plexippus (monarch butterfly), 455 nucleotides. Its product is annotated as U6 snRNA-associated Sm-like protein LSm2. The record is from RefSeq and is a predicted model, not a curated record. Gene Ontology annotation, biological process: mRNA splicing, via spliceosome. The transcript has a single exon. Gene Ontology annotation, cellular component: catalytic step 2 spliceosome; Lsm1-7-Pat1 complex; U4/U6 x U5 tri-snRNP complex. Bases 57 to 344 code for a protein of 95 amino acids. Lineage: Eukaryota; Metazoa; Arthropoda; Insecta; Lepidoptera; Nymphalidae. Gene Ontology annotation, molecular function: RNA binding.